UGAACUCAAUAAAAACCUUUCAACUUAUCAAUAGAAAAAAAAAACCAUAAACAACGAUAAUUAAUUAAAUUUUCUAUAAGAUUCUCAGUUAUCCUUCUUAAACAAAUCUAAAUAGGUAAACGACAACGUAGGACUUUCAAAUCCACCUGACUUCAAUUUGGAGAAGCACCACGUUGACUACUAUUGUAUAGUAAGUGAGGAUAACUUCCGAGUUCAGAGCCAUGGCGAUGGCUUCGACCCCCAAAGUAGUGUUAGGAUGUAUUGGGUUUGUAGUAUUUUGGAUAUUAGCUGUGUUUCCUGCGGUGCCCUUUCUUCCAAUUGGGAGGACAGCAGGCUCAGUCCUCGGGGCAUUGCUUAUGGUCAUAUUUCAAGUGCUCUCACCUGAUCAGGCCUAUGCAGCAGUUGAUCUUCCUAUACUGGGUCUCCUCUUCGGCACAAUGGUCGUCAGCGUGUAUUUGGAAAGGGCAGACAUGUUCAAGUAUUUGGGACAGCUCCUCUCAUGGCGUAGCAGAGGCGGCAGAGAUUUAUUAUGUAGAGUUUCCGUUAUUACAGCAAUCACAAGUGCUUUGUUUACAAAUGACACAUGCUGUGUCGUUCUCACCGAAUUUGUACUUAAACUAUGCAGACAGCACAAUCUGCCACCCCAGCCCUUUUUGUUAGCUCUGGCAUCCAGUGCAAAUAUUGGCUCUUCUGCAACUCCAAUUGGCAAUCCCCAGAAUUUGGUAAUUGCAUUACAGAGCAAAAUUUCUUUUGGUAAAUUUGUGGUGGGACUUCUGCCUUCUAUGAUUUUAGGAGUUUUGGUGAAUACUCUGAUACUGUUGGUGCUUUAUUGGAAGCUACUUUCUUCGGAGAAAGAUGAAGAAGCUGUAGUGCAAGUUGAGGUGAGCGAAGAGGAUGUUAACUCUCAUAGAUUUUCCCCUACAAUGUUAUCUCAUGUGGGGUCCCCAGUUGAUGAUCUAAGCCUUUCAGAGGUUAAUUCUGAAAGUGUUUAUGAGAGAAACAUCGGCCAAAUUGACGUGCAGCGAGUUGAAAGCAUUAUCACAGAAGUGAGGGAUGAGUGUGUGGGUUCUGAAGGACACCAUGAAGGAGUUUCAUCAAGGCGGUCAUUGAAAGUGAAUCUUCAACCCAUUGCAAAUGGCGACAAUGUAAGAGGAAUUCCAUUGGCUGAGGUACUUGCAGGGAAGGAAGCUCUCCGUGAUAAGUGGAAACACAUUGCAUGGAAAACAUGUGUUUAUUUAGUGACUGUUGGAAUGCUAGCUGCCCUGAUAUGUGGCCUCAAUAUGUCAUGGAGCGCUAUUGCUGCAGCUAUUGCCCUUGUAGUUCUUGAUUUCACAGAUGCUCGUCCCUCCCUUGAGAAGGUUUCUUAUUCUCUUUUAGUAUUCUUCUCGGGUAUGUUUAUCACGGUAGAUGGAUUCAACAAGACAGGCAUACCCAGUGCACUGUGGGAUGCUGUUGAGCCUCAUGCACAUAUUAAUAAUGCACUUGGGUUGGUGAUUCUUUCAGUGGUCAUAGUUGUUCUUUCAAACUUAGCCUCGAAUGUGCCUACAGUGCUUUUGUUGGGUGCUAGAGUGGCAGCAUCUGCAGCAGCCUCGGGGGCAAGUGUGAGGAAAGCAUGGCUCAUUUUAGCAUGGGUUAGUACUGUGGCAGGCAACUUAACAUUGGUAGGUUCAGCUGCAAAUUUAAUUGUUUGUGAGCAGGCCAGAAGAACACAAUUCUUUGGAUACCACCUCUCAUUUUGGGGUCAUCUGAAAUUUGGAAUUCCAGCAACAUUGGUGGUUGUGUCUGUCGGUUUACCCCUUAUAAGGAGCUGAGAACUAAGAAAUUGAAUUAUUGGGCUUUAUUUCAGGUUGUAGUGAUCAUGCAUGUGUAGCUAUGACUCACUAAAGUUGAAGAAAGCAACAUUAUUUUUCUACAAUGAUAUGCUUUUUGGUCAGAUAAUACCAGUUACGGAAAAAGAUUUUUAGAA
Messenger RNA from Cryptomeria japonica (Japanese cedar), 1966 nucleotides. Its product is annotated as silicon efflux transporter LSI3. The transcript has 5 exons. Gene Ontology annotation, biological process: transmembrane transport. NCBI's taxonomy places the organism in Eukaryota, Viridiplantae, Streptophyta, Pinopsida, Cupressales, Cupressaceae. Bases 222 to 1811 code for a protein of 529 amino acids. The record is from RefSeq and is a predicted model, not a curated record. Gene Ontology annotation, cellular component: membrane.